AUGAACGAGUGUUCCAAAGCCGUCUUGUCCCCGACACGGGAGGGCUGGGUCAUCGAAGUUUGGAAGGGGUAUAUCUAUAUUGUGGAUGAUAUCAUCGACGGGUCCGAGAUUCGGCGCGGACGGCCCUGCUGGCAUCUCCUACUGCCAGGCACUGGGCUGCAAGCCCUGAACGACAGCUGCAUCCUCAAGUCGCUCGUCCACCUGGUUCUCAGGCGGUUCUUCCACAACAAAUCGGCCUACCCACGGCUGAGUGAUGUCAUGCAGGAGAUUACCUAUCUUACCGAGCUGGGCCAGAAUAUGGACAUCAUGAUGUCUCAGCAGAAGAUCCGGCGCUCUGGACGCGGGCCGAGUACGAAUGCAUGGCCACCCUCAAGUGCGGCUAUGCUGCCUACUAUCAGCCCGUGGCUUACGCGCUUCAUUACUUGGAUCUGGCGACGCCGCAUAAUGUGA
Aspergillus melleus is the source of this 450-nucleotide messenger RNA. Its product is annotated as Farnesyl pyrophosphate synthetase. Gene Ontology annotation, molecular function: (2E,6E)-farnesyl diphosphate synthase activity; dimethylallyltranstransferase activity. The record is from RefSeq and is a predicted model, not a curated record. Gene Ontology annotation, biological process: trans, trans-farnesyl diphosphate biosynthetic process. Gene Ontology annotation, cellular component: cytoplasm. The transcript has a single exon. Bases 1 to 450 code for a protein of 149 amino acids. NCBI's taxonomy places the organism in Eukaryota, Fungi, Ascomycota, Eurotiomycetes, Eurotiales, Aspergillaceae.